Messenger RNA from Chrysoperla carnea, 2539 nucleotides. RefSeq names its product protocadherin-16 (gene Cad96Cb). The coding region runs from base 38 to 2539 and encodes 833 amino acids. The transcript has 13 exons. Gene Ontology annotation, cellular component: catenin complex; plasma membrane. Gene Ontology annotation, biological process: homophilic cell-cell adhesion. NCBI's taxonomy places the organism in Eukaryota, Metazoa, Arthropoda, Insecta, Neuroptera, Chrysopidae. Gene Ontology annotation, molecular function: cadherin binding; calcium ion binding. The record is from RefSeq and is a predicted model, not a curated record.
CAUUGGUUUGUUCAUCACGAAUGUCCUCAUCAUAAUAAUGCAGUUGAAAUACAACGCUCUGACGAAAUCUUCUCGAAACGUACUUAUACUUAUUUGGAUUACAACAUUAUUACAAUUUGGACCAACAUUUAUAGUUUCGCAAGGUAUACCAGAUAACAGAUGCUACUUAGAAAAUGGUGGUUCGGCAGAAAGUUUCUUUGUAUCAGAAGAUGUACCAGUUGGAUCAGUUAUCGGUGAUCUUGGUAUACAUGGCGAUCCACGACCAAUAGAAAAUGGUGGUAAUAUUAUUUUACGGUUACAAGAAACAGACAGUCCUGUUCGGAUCCCUCCGGGUACGGCUAGGUUGGUAUUGACGAGGCCAUUAGACAAAGAAGGAGUUUCUGGACCAUCGUCAGUUUAUGUGAAUGUAAUUUGUGAUCGCCAUAGAACAAAUGAUCCUGGAUUUGUCAUUCCAGUAACAAUUCGAGUAACAGAUGUAAAUGACAAUGCGCCACAAUUUAUUAACGCGCCAUAUGUUUUAAAUGUGAGUGAAGUUACCGUUGUAGGAACACGAGUUUUACAAGGAAUUCGUGCACAAGAUGCAGAUCAACAUGGGCCAUUUUCAACGGUGCAUUAUUCCGUUAUAUCAGGACCAUAUGCAGAUUACUUUGUAUUUGAAAAUCCAUUGGAAGGAACUUUAGUUUUACGAAAAUCGUUAGAUUAUGAAACACUGCCAGCAUUUAGUGUGGGACUACGUGCGCAAGACCAUGGUAAUCCGCCACGUUCAUCGGAUACUGUUCUGCAUGUAAACGUUAUUGAUGCUGACGAUCAGAAUCCACGAUUUUUUGAUGAUAGAUAUACAGCAAUUUUACCUAAUCCGCCGAUAAAGGGUGCUGCAUUGGUGAUCAAUCCACGCGAUGUUGGUGCUUACGAUCAAGAUGUGGGCAUAAAUGCUCCUAUAUUUUAUACGUGGAAUUCCGUUGGUGCAGACUACCAAUUGUUUAUUAUUGACAGAGAAAGUGGGAAAAUUCGAUUGAAACGAGAUUUUCUUGAUAGUGAAUUAAUGCAACCAGCAACAUUAGUUAUAAGAGCAACCCAAGUUGAUAACCCAGAUCGUUAUGCAUUAGCAACGUUAACAGUUCAACGUAAUGGAGAUUAUACUGGUGCCUCAGGUCCAGUUCGCUUUACACAAAAAGAAUUUAUAGCUGGAGCAUUAGAAAGUUUACCAGCCCGAUCGCAAAUUACAACAUUAGCAACAAACCAUCCUGGGGAUCGCAAUCUCAAAUUUUAUAUUUCCGAUCAAAAACUUUUAGACACAUUUAGUAUAGGACCUAAUGGGGAAUUAGUUUUAAGAAGACAAUUGGAUUACGAAUCAGAGGAUUCAUUUGUGUUUAAAGUAUUUGUAACUGACGGUGCUACGAAUGAUUCUGCUAUAGUAAAUAUAACAGUUUUAAAUGUAAAUGAAUGGGAACCCAGAUUUAGAUAUCCACAAUACGAGUUUUUUGUCGCUGAAGGUCAUGUUCAAAAUGGUGUUUUGGUUGGACGCGUUCAAGCUGCAGAUGGUGAUCGUGGAGAUCAAAUAACACUCGCACUAAGUGGUCCAUAUGCAGGAAUGUUUAACAUAAACACAAAAGGUGAAAUUUAUUUGCGAGAUUUAUGGCCUUUGAAUACUUCAAUUGUACACUUGGUCGCUGUGGCAACAGAUAGUGGGAUACCAGCUAGACGAGUUGCAGCACCCGUAUUAGUUCAUUUCCCGCCAAGUGCUGUUACAAAUGGUGCAGCUGUAGGAGUAGCUGCUCGAGCUACUUCUGGAGGAUUCAUGGUUUUAACUGCAUUUGCAAUGAUUUUAGGUUUAUUAGGCAUUGUUAUUGCAAUUUUAGUUACAUAUAUUUGUAAAGUAAAAAGACCGAAGAGUGGCAAACGUAAAGUUGGAACUAGUGGAUUCUUACAACAUGAGAAAUUACCACCGCCGCAUAGCAUGCCUGGUGUUGGAGCUGGUUUACUAGUCGGACAACUAGGUCCAAAUAAUUCUGUUUCUGGUGGUAUUGCAAAAAAUCCAGUAUUUGGUGAAACUGUUAGUCCAAAUCACAGCACAGAAGUGGGUCUUUGUUCAGAAUCUAACUCUGAAAUUGGUGUGGCAUCUGCUCGAGGGGGUGUACCUAACAUUGAUCUCUACACAGCUACUGUAAAAAGUAUUAUGUCUCGUGCACCAGGAACACGAGGUGGAAUUUGUGCCGGAACUGGUACUGUUACAAGAAUAGUCAGUCCUAAAGUACAUCCAGCACCAAGUCCACCAGUUAUAUCACCACAAAAUGAUUUGGGCACUUCAAGUACAGCUAGCCCAAACAAUACAAAUUUAAUAACACGUUCUGUAGAAUGGCCAUCUUCAGCAAUGUCUACCCGUGUGAAGAAAUUAAGUUGGGAUGAUGAUUCCCAAACUAAGACUGAAACCGAUAGUGUGGAUAAUAAUAUAAAAAUUAAUAAUAAUGUUACGAAUAAUGAAAAUGUGAAUACCAGAACCCGAGUUAGCGAAAAUACAAAUCUUACUGUAUAUUUUUAA